Plasmodium yoelii is the source of this 3555-nucleotide messenger RNA. RefSeq names its product PIR protein. NCBI's taxonomy places the organism in Eukaryota, Apicomplexa, Aconoidasida, Haemosporida, Plasmodiidae. The record is from RefSeq and is a predicted model, not a curated record. The coding region runs from base 1 to 3555 and encodes 1184 amino acids. The transcript has 3 exons.
AUGCCUAAGGACAUGUGUAUGAUAUUUAAAAAUGCUAAUAAUCUUUUUAAUAAUGAAAAAAUUGACUUGGCUACAAUAAAUUUGAAAGAUGGACCUUAUAUUCGGUAUUGUCCUUAUCAUAGAAGCUCAGGAAAAUAUGAAUGUAAGAACAUUUAUGAUGGCCUUAACGCUCUGUGUAUGCAUUUAUUUACUGAAUUAUACAAAAUUCCUGAGAACACAAUGAAAUUUAAAAGUAACAAUAGGCAAUAUGUUGGAUACAUUAUGAUGUGGCUAUGUUAUAGAUUACUUCAGGUAAAAGAUUAUAAUGACUCAACUUUACUUCAGUUUUAUGAAAACUAUUUAACGAACGCAUUUAUAAAUUAUGAACAUUCUGAAAGAAUACAUAAAAACAGGUAUUUGAAGGAUUCCAACAUUGAAUAUAUGAGUCGAUUAUAUAAUUUAUUUAAUGAAAUAUGUAAUAUCACUUUGAAAUAUUCAAAAAAUCCUUCCGACAUCGAUCAAAUUAUUGUCGGCUCUAAAAAAAUUUAUAAUAUGCAUAAAGAUCUUUAUAAUGAUCUUUACGAAUGUGAUUCAUACGUUUAUUUAUUAAAUACUUUAAAAACAGAAUAUCAAAAAUUAAGAAGAAAUAUUAUUAAGAAUAAACGAGCUGCUUUUAUUAGUGGUAAACCAUUUGCUACCCCUAGAGAUCUUAUGGCUACAAGGAAAUUAGAAAAAAAAGUUGUAACUGGAUUUAAUUGCGAUGAAUGCAUAAGAGUAAAUUCAAAUGUUAAGAAAAAAUCCCACAGUCCUGCAGAACCAUUACCAAAAGGACCGCCACAGGCAUCACGCUCAGAACCCAACAUGCCAUUGCCACAGGCAUCACGCUCAGAACACAAAAUACCAUCGCCACAGGCAAAAACUCCAGAAAAAUCAAAAGAUAAUAAACCCGAAACACCAUUACCACCAUUGCCACCACGACCAGAAGCACGAAGAGCACCACAACCACCACAACCACCACCACGACCACCACACCCACCACCACAACCACCACCACGACCAGCACCACAACCAGUAUCACAACCAGUAUCAAAACCAGUAUCAAAACCAGUAUCACACACUUCACCACCUUCACAAGACAAUACUGAAUCACAAAAAACUAAAACAGGAGGAUCAAAUCAUAAAAUUGGACCAGUUCCUAAAAUUGAACCAAAUGCUUUAGAUAAUACUAAAAGAAAUACAGGGGGUCCAAGUGUUGAUAAAGGAGGUCCAAGUGUUGAUAAAGAAGGUCCACGUGUUGAUAAAGAAGGUUCACGUGUUGAUAAAGAAGGUUCACGUGUUGAUAAAGAAGGUUCACGUGUUGAUAACAGAAUUCCAAGUGGUGAUAAAGGAAGUCCAACUAGUAGAAACGGAAGUCCUGGUGGUAUAUCAAGUGAUAAGGGUUCAGGGAAUGGAACUGAAAAACCACCAAGCAUAACUUCCAAUAAAACUGAUACAUCAGGAAGUAAACGUAUUAUACCAGACAUUACUAAAAACAACGAAGACCCUAAAGGGGGUGAACAAAAAAGUCUAGGGAGUGACAUAGGAAAUAAAAAGAGUCUCUUAACCAAUCCAAACGAUUUAAGUGAUUCAAAUAAGCAUCUCUCAACUCCAGGUACCAAUCAAGGAGAUUCAAAUGAUGGAUUGGUUAGUGGGCCAAAAGGUUCAAAUGUUGGGGGAGGAGACAAAGAUAACAGGUCAUUAAAUACAGGUAGUGGACAAAAUGGACAAGAUGGACAAAAUAGGCAAGAUGGACAAAAUAGACAAGAUGGACGAAGUGGACAAGAUAAAUCAGGAGAUGGACCAAUUGGUGAUCAAAAAAGUCAAGAAGGAUCAGGAGGUUCAGGCAGUAGUACAGAGCCUUCUAAUGAUGUUCAAGGAGGUCAAGGUGGAUCAAAAGAUGGUCACAGAAGUCAAGAAGGAUCAAGAGGUCCAGGUAGUGAGACAGGACCUGUUAUUGAUCUCCAAAGAGGUCAAGAUGGACCAAAAACUGAUCAAGAUGGACCAAAAGGUGGUCAAAGUGUACCAACAGGUGGUCAAAGUGUACCAACAGGCGGUCAAAGUGGACCAACAGAUGGUCAAGGUGGACCAACAGAUGGUCAAGGAGGAUCAGAAGGAUCAAAGAAUUUGGGAGGUGGGCCAAGUAGUGAGCCAGGUAAAUUAGGUAAUGAACCAGAUGGUUCAGGUAGUGAUAAAGAUCCUUCAGAUAAAGAUCCCUCAGAUAAAGGUCCCUCAGAUAAAGGUCCCUCAGAUAAUGGUCCAGAAACAAAAGAAUCUCAAAAUACAUCAGAGAAACCUCUUGAAAAUGGAUCAUUCUCUUUGAAUAUCAUAUUCAACGGCAUGGAAAAAAUAAAUAACACUUUCAAGUUUUAUGAAACAUAUAAGGAAAAAAUUACAAAUAUUUCUAAUGACAUCCAUAAUGUAUAUAAUACAACUUUAGAUAAUAUAAAAACUGGUUUUGAUAAAUCUAUUAAUUAUUUUAGUGAAAUUAUUGAGAAUAUAAAUAUCGAUUCUAAAAAAGUAGAAAAUUCUGAUAAUUCAGGCGAUAAAAAACCUGGAUCAGACGAUAAAAAACCUGGACCAGACGGCACAGGGGACAAAUCGCCUACAUCUGAUGAUCCACCAACGCCUCAAGGAGGUCCAAAUCAAGAAGGUCCAAAUCAAGAAGGUCCAAAUCAAGAAGGUCCAAAUCAAGGAGGUCCAAAUCAAGGAGGUCCAACUCAAGGAGGUCCAACUCAAGGAAAUACGCCUCAACAAGAUUUGCACCAAACAAAUCAACAUCAAGGAAGUCUACCUAAAGAAGGUUCACAUCAAGGAAGUUCGCCUAAAGAAGGUCCACCUAAAGAAGGCCCACCUAAAGAAGAUCCGCCUAAAAAAGAUCCACUUCAAAAAGAUUCACUUCAAAAAGAUUCACUUCAAAAAGAUUCACUUCAAACUUCACCACCAGAAAGUUCUAAUGAACUAACUAAAACACAGAAACUGUCUCAGGGACCAUCUGAAAACAAUCACAGAGAACCUCAACAACCAGCUCCAGUUUCAGUUCCAGCUUCAGUUCCAGCUCCAGUUCCAGUUCCAGUGAUUAAACCAAGAAAUCCAGUAGCCGAAAUAAAAGGAAAUGGAACAACCGGAAUAGAUAUUAAUGUACUCAAAAAAUACAAACCAAUUGGAAUUUCAAUUCUAGUUCUUUUAAUUCCCAUUACUUUAUUAAUUGUGUACAAGUAUUUUUCAUCUGGAUGGAAAAAGAAAUUGAAGAGAAAACAAAACAUGAAAAAAGUUAUAAACUUGAUUGGUGUAAAUAAAACUACAAAAACAGUUAUAAACUCAAUUAAUGGAAACAAACAUGUGGAAAUAAUUAUAAAUUCAUCUACUCCAAAAAAAGAGACUAAAAAAUUUAAAAAAUCUAUAAAUUCCGUUUAUAAGGAAAAAUCUCCAUUAUUAAAUAUAUACAAACUUGUGCGCGCUGAUCCUGCACCAUUUAUUAAUUUAUUUUUUUUGUUAAUUUUUUUUGUUUAUAAAAGAAAAAAAGAUUCUUUGGAAUGA